Populus nigra (black poplar) is the source of this 3844-nucleotide messenger RNA. RefSeq names its product BTB/POZ domain-containing protein At5g47800. The transcript has 8 exons. The record is from RefSeq and is a predicted model, not a curated record. NCBI's taxonomy places the organism in Eukaryota, Viridiplantae, Streptophyta, Magnoliopsida, Malpighiales, Salicaceae. The coding region runs from base 1818 to 3605 and encodes 595 amino acids.
UUUAAUUCUUCCUAGAUGAGGGAUAGGGAGAACAAGUUUUUAUUUUCAAGUAUGAUAUUGAACCAAAUUCAAGCCAACCUGUGACAUCAUUACCAUGGAGGAAAUCAGAAAAAUUGGUCCACCUUCCAUCUGUUUAGCAUUAGUUUGGAAGGAUAUUUGGGCUACUGUAGAAUAGGAAAGAUCAUCGAAAGCAUUUCAGCUUAGAUUCUGCACUAGUCAUCCUGCUUAGAGAAAGUUAAAUCAAAAUCUCCAAGUCAUAAUGAUGGAAGUUCGUGUCCUUUUCUUCUUAGAUGUCAUCCAUGUUCUUAUAAGAUAUGGUUUAAAGAGAUUUGAUUGCAUGCAGUAUCUGUCUAUCUUUCUGACUUCAUGCCACCAAAUAUAUAUAUAUAUAUGGCAGCAUUUACUUCAUAUUUAUGGCUUCAGUUACCGAUUAAGCUAGGUAACACUGUUUAUGUUGUUGCCAACAAUCUAUAUUCCCUGAGCUAUAGAGUUUAGUCCACAAUACCAUCCUCUUCUUGGUUUAUUGUGGUAUGCCCUAGAGCAAUUGAGUGGUCAACUGCUGCAAGAGUAGGGUUGGAGCGGGAUUUAAUGUUCUGUAUAUGUUACUGCCCUUGACCAAAAAAGAUUAACUGUAAAGAAACUAAGACCAAGAAACCGUUCAUUCAAUUCCAAGGUGUCAACAGAUUCACAAAUCUACUUCCCAUUCAAUUUGGUUAAAUUGGAAGAUCUAUAUGUUACUCUUCCAAGCCGAUAACCCACCUGUUUUUAAGCAAGAAUAAACUUUUGUUGCCUAUGAAAUGGCCCUUUUCAAAGAGUAAAUAACCAAGACACCAAUACUUUUAGAUCUGUCCAUACUUCCUGAAGGAAAGAAAAGGAAAGCACCGCUGAAGUGGCUAGACAUACAGCUCCAUUAUGUAUAUAUGGACUAUAUGCUUUGAUUUGAUUACAAACCAUAAGGGGCCAAGAAUCACUUUAGUUUUCCAUUUCCUAAAUAAGUUAGAGGACAUACUUCGGCCAUCUAAUUGGGAGCCAUCAAGCAUCAACACAGUUAUGGUAGGUAUUAAUUUGCUCAUCCUUUCUUAUUCCAAGCAUGGAUUAUGAGUUGGAUUUUGUCAGGUAAAAUUAUCAAGCAUCUCCUUUUGACAAGGAAUAUUUGAGACUUUAGUGUUUCGUCACCAAUUCUCAGGAUCUUCCAUUUGUAACAUGACUACAAUACUGAACUUGUAAAGUUUACUUGACGGGGGUGUUAUCGGACCACCUUCAUGCAUUGAGACUACUUACACAACAUCUGUUACUAUAAAACAGAAAUUACCUACAGAUAUAUAUAUUGUCAUUAAUUUUAUUAUACUAUAUAUAUAAAGGUUGUGGACUGAUGUGGUUGGUGAGGUAAUUGCGGAGGCACAGCCAUACAUUUACUGCUUAAAGGGGUUUUGGAUUCUGCCAAAUCCGAUACCACCGGAAUAUCAGGUAAAACUACAAAACUUCUGUUGUUAGACUUAGAGGGCUUGUCUUGUAGGGUUUUAUACAGGAAAUAUUGAAGAUGGUUGGGCCCUUGUUGGAUUAAAAAGGCUAGGCGAGUUUCUUCUCCUUUUCUUCCCCAUCUUUCUGAUAAUUUUGGCCAUAUCUGUGAAGCCACUACAUGGUGAUGAAUUUUUUCUUCAAAAUUAAAUGCUGCCUCAUGUGUUGAUGAAGUUGUUAGAUUACUGCCCUUUUGCCUUGGCAAUCAUUGUGAGUGAGAUCUCAAAAGGGCAUGCUCCAAUUUUCUGAAGUUAAAAUCUCUCACUAUCUUUUGAUCAAACGAAAAGAAAAUCGCAAAAAUGAAGUUUAUGAAACUUGGGACACGGCCAGAUACCUUCUUUACAGAAGAGGCAACCAGGUCUGUGAUAUCAGAUAUACCAAGUGACCUUGUUAUACGAAUCAAUAACAUCAAUUUUCUUCUUCAUCAGCUGCAGUUUUCACUUCUACCGAAGUGUGGCCUCUUACAGAGGCUAUGUUCAGAUUCUGAAGAUUCAAAUGCUGUUACAAUAGAGCUGCAUGAUAUCCCUGGAGGGGAAGAUGCUUUUGAGCUGUGCGCUAAAUAUUGUUAUGGAAUAACAAUCAACCUCAGUGCUCAUAACUUUGUAUUUGCAUUUUGUGCUGCAAAGUUCCUUCGAAUGACAGAAGCUGUCGAGAAGGGAAAUUUUGUCCUUAAACUUGAGUCCUUCUUUAAUUCCUGCAUUCUAGAAGGUUGGAAGGACUCAAUUGUCACACUACAGACAACAGUCAAGUUGACAGAGUGGUCAGAGAACCUCGGAAUCGUCAGAAGAUGCGUUGAUUCAAUUGUUGAAAAAAUCCUCACACCCCCUGCAAAGGUAACAUGGUCCUACACUUAUACUAGAAAAGGGUUCAACAAGCAGCAGCAAUCUGUUCCCAAGGAUUGGUGGACGGAGGACAUAUCCGAUCUUGACAUAGACCUUUUCCGAUGCAUAAUUAUAGCUAUUAAAUCAACAUAUAUGCUCCCACCACAGCUCAUUGGUGAAGCUUUACAUGUUUAUGCCUGUCGUUGGUUACCGGAUGCUACAAAGAUUACACCUCCAGAGAGCUCAGUGUCUCAGACUGACGAUGUUGCAGAAAAUCAUCGAAAAAUUAUUGAAAUCAUCGUGACUAUGAUUCCAGCAGAUAAAGGGUCAGUUUCAGUUGGCUUCUUGCUAAGACUUCUUAGCAUUGCAAGUCACCUAGGUGCAUCUACAGCUACAAAGACAGAACUUAUAAGGAGAUCUAGCCUGCAAUUAGAGGAGGCAACAGUUAGUGACCUGCUAUUUCCUACACAUUCAUCCUCCAAUCAGCAUUAUUAUGAUAUUGACUUGGUUGCAGCAGUGCUAGACAGUUUCUUGCUGCUAUGGAGAAGAACAUCACCCGCACCUAUCGAAAAUUCCCAGUCUAUGAGAUCAAUUAGAAAGAUUGGAAAGCUUAUUGACACUUACCUUCAAGUGGUCGCUAGAGACAUCAACUUACCGGUAUCAAAAGUUUUAUCUGUUGCUGAAGCUUUGCCAGAUAUUGCUAGGAAAGAUCAUGAUGACCUGUACAAGGGAAUCAACAUUUAUCUCAAGGAGCAUCCUGAACUGAGCAAGGCAGAUAAGAAGCGUCUAUGCAGACCUCUAGACUGCCAAAAACUCUCGCCAGAAGUCCGUACCCACGCUGUAAAGAAUGAGCGCCUACCAUUGAGAACAGUCGUGCAAGUCCUAUUCUUUGAACAAGAUAAAGGCUCGAGGGCAAAUGAUCAAAGAAUGUCAGCACAGGAGCAACUACUCUCCAGAGGGAAACAGAUACCGUUAGUGAGGGACGAGCUAAGUAAGCUACAAUUAGAACAGCAUGAACAAACCGCCCCACUGGAGGGAAUAGGGAAAACCCCAGCACCAUCCGAAAGCAGCUCAAGAAAUCAUCAAAAAAUGAAGAGAACAGAUAAAAAGAUAGCGUUGGAGUCAGAGAAAAGGGUGGUGAGGGAAGAAAUAGAGGAAGUAGAAACUAAAGAUGGAGGAAGCUCAGGAAGCAAGAUUAAUGCCAAAAAGAUGAUGAAAAACAGAAGUGGAUCAGACCAUAGCCGUGAUAAAAGUAGAGACAGGUAGAUAAAUUUAGACCAUCCCGAUCAAUUUUCUCUUUUCUUGUUGGAAUCAUGUUCUUUCUAUAUAAAAAAGAAAAAAAGAAGGGUUAAGUUUAGCUUAUCCAUCUGUGUUAGUAAUCUCUUAUACAGAGUUGAAAGCUCUAUGCAGAUUGCAUUUUUGUUUUUGUUUUCGAUUUGAUACAUCAACUAUAUGCCAUAUUUGUACUGGUUAAUUUGCAAUGUCAAAUUACUACUGAUUAAUCA